This is a messenger RNA of Chelmon rostratus (copperband butterflyfish), 2688 nucleotides long. RefSeq names its product stearoyl-CoA desaturase b (gene scdb). Bases 170 to 1174 code for a protein of 334 amino acids. The transcript is spliced from 5 exons. Gene Ontology annotation, molecular function: stearoyl-CoA 9-desaturase activity; iron ion binding; palmitoyl-CoA 9-desaturase activity. Gene Ontology annotation, biological process: unsaturated fatty acid biosynthetic process; response to fatty acid. Lineage: Eukaryota; Metazoa; Chordata; Actinopteri; Chaetodontiformes; Chaetodontidae. Gene Ontology annotation, cellular component: endoplasmic reticulum membrane. The record is from RefSeq and is a predicted model, not a curated record.
UAUCUGAGCGCUGCCGGAGAGUGAAGCGCAGGCUGCUGCGUGUACACAGCCAGCCGCCGUACUUUCCUCUCCCUUUCUGCAUCUCGCUGUACGCAUUUCACUGAGCAACAUCUCUCUUUUCUUUUCCUGCUGCGCACUGCCGCUACAGAACCACUUCAGCAGAAAAAAAAUGACUGAAACGGAAACCCGGAAUCAUCACGCCGGCAAGCAACAGAACGGAGGUGCCAUGGCAGAAACGUCGACGGUGGAGGAUGUUUUUGACGACACCUAUAAGGAGAAAGAGGGUCCCAAACCUCCGAGGAAGCUGGUGUGGAGAAAUAUCAUCUUGAUGACCCUCCUACAUAUCGCAUCGCUUUAUGGACUGGUUCUCAUUCCUUCCGCGUCGGUUUUAACUCUUGCGUGGACUGUAGUGUGCUACCUCAUCAGCGCUCUUGGUGUGACUGCAGGUGCGCACAGAUUAUGGAGCCACAGAUCCUACAAGGCGUCUUUUCCCCUGCGAGUCUUUCUCGCUGUUGCCAACUCCAUGGCCUUUCAGAAUGACAUAUAUGAGUGGGCGAGGGACCACCGUGUCCACCACAAGUACUCUGAGACGGACGCAGACCCCCACAAUGCCACGCGGGGGUUCUUCUUCGCCCAUGUUGGUUGGCUGCUGGUCCGCAAACAUCCCGAUGUCAUUGAAAAGGGCAGAAAACUGGAACUGUCAGACCUGAAGGCAGAUAAAGUGGUUAUGUUCCAGAGACGGCACUAUAAGCUCUCUGUGGUGGUCCUUUGCUUCCUCAUGCCCAUGUUGGUGCCCUGGUACUUCUGGGGCGAAUCCCUGGCUGUGGGAUACUUCAUCCCCGGACUCCUGAGAUACACCGUGAUGCUCAAUGCCACCUGGCUGGUCAACAGCGCUGCGCACAUAUGGGGCAACAGGCCAUAUGACAAGACCAUUAACCCAAGGGAAAACCCAAUGGUUGCUUUCAGUGCCAUAGGGGAAGGCUUCCACAACUACCAUCACACAUUCCCCUUCGACUACUCCACCAGCGAGUUCGGCUGCAAGCUCAAUCUCACCACCGCCUUUAUAGACGCCAUGUGCUUCCUGGGUUUGGCCAAGGACCGCAAGAGGGUGCUGAAGGAAACGAUUGCUGCUCGCAUACAGCGAACAGGCGACGGCAGCUACAAGAGUGGCUGAGUCGCACUCGCUACAAACUCUGCAACUGAUAACGAUGUGUCGAACCAAGACAGAACGUAGCAACAGGUAUAGCAGCAUUUUAGUGAUGGGGGGGGUGCUUACCAUGCUUCUGAUUAUAAGUUAAACCUCUUCCUGAGACUAAUAUUGGCUUUAAAGAGUUGUAGACCUUUCCAUAAAUUGUGUGGGUCAUUUUGAAGUUUUGAAGUGUCCUCACUGACUAUUAGCCACAGCCAGCAACUUGGCUCCAUGUGCAAGCAAAGCUUUUUCACAAUAAUAUAAAACAGGAACGACGAGAAUGAAAAAAGGCUGCGAUUUAAGUCUCUUUUGGCAGCAGUGGAACAACCAAACAAGUCUGUGUGAGCGGUGUGUAAAAGCAGCAAUUACAGAAUAAUUUACUGUAUGUCUUAUUUGUUAAUGUGCUAUUUAUUGAUAGUCUUUGGCACUUUGAAAGCUUUAUUGAAGCCCUUAACAGUGAGGUUUCUCUGCAGGCAAGGAUGGGGGCCUUUUGCUCUAACUUUAAGCUUCAUUCCACAGGGAGUGGAGUUUCAUGUUAUUUGUCUAUUUCAAGCUAAGGGGUUUCUUUAUUUUUGGUAAGAUAUUAGUCUUACUAAAUCGUAAGCUGCCGUGUUCAAUGCCAACACCAAGACAGUCAACGCUUGUUUGAACUGUCCCCAUUUAUCAUAUCAGAGUAACCCUUGGUGAAUACAGUUCAGCUGUGUUAUACUUUGGGAUACUUUCACACCCACUGUCCGAGGGGCUCCUAAUGAGGACUGAGUUCUCUGGAUUAACACAGUGUACCUGUGGUUGAGCAGUGAAGCGGCCUCAGAUUCAUCAUUAACCCUUUUCAUGUAGGCGCCUCUGGACUCGGAUGCUGAACCAGAAUUCUCACUCUUAAUCUGAAAGGAGAGAAUUGUUUGCGUUUAUUUUUGUAUUCAUUUGAAACACACUCAGAUAUAAGGUCUCUCUCUCCCUCAAAUAAGGCCAAUGAGGCAUGUGUAGGAGGUGCAUUUACCUUUUUGUGCUGUGUGAUACUGAAACAUGUGUCAGGACUCUUGCCCAAAUGCCUUAUGAGGGUUGCACACCUGUUUGAACAUUAAAAAAUGUGCAAGUUAUGGAACUAAAUUACAGCUUAAAUUUUCUGUCUAAUCGUGGCUGUGUGGUGUCUGUCUGUUUUCAAAGGAACACUUCAAAAACCUGAAAUCAGUUAUUUAUAACGGACAAUGUGGGACCAUUCAACCAAUCCUAAGAUAAACCAACAGCGAUGAUGGGUUACUAUGACUUAGCAUUAGUGGAGCCAAACAAAUACUUUGCUCUAGAACGAGAUCCAAACUUGUUACGACAUCAUUAAUGGUACUGUUGUAUUUGUCACACCUCCUAUUUUACAAAGCAACAAUUUUCUACAGUGUUAACUUCUUGAAGUUUGAAUGCCUUAAAGAAUGGCACAUUUUUUUCAGAGAAUGUUUUUGCCCACUGUAUGUACCAUAAAUAAACCAAAUUUUCUACUUGUGACAAAG